Molecule: messenger RNA, 2412 nt
Organism: Apis florea (little honeybee)
Lineage: Eukaryota; Metazoa; Arthropoda; Insecta; Hymenoptera; Apidae
Product: O-glucosyltransferase rumi homolog
Biological process (GO): positive regulation of Notch signaling pathway; protein O-linked glycosylation
Cellular component (GO): endomembrane system
Molecular function (GO): UDP-glucosyltransferase activity; UDP-xylosyltransferase activity
Source: RefSeq, a predicted model, not a curated record
CUAGAUAGAUGGCGUAAGAAAUGUAAUGUUUUCUGAUUUUCUGUCGGUAUUUCAGAAUAUAUUGCCCAAAGUCUCGUAAGAUGUCACGUUUAUUCUCUUUCUCGUGUUCUGUUAUUAUCAUGCUAACUAGCGUUGCAAUCUUAUUCCAAAUCAAAUCGGUAAUGUUGAAAAUGACGAUAAAAUGGUAUGAAGUUCUAGUAAUUCUCAAUAUAUGGGACAAAAAAUGCAUUGUAUGUUAGGUCUAUUCUUUAUUUCAUCUGUGCUUUUAGGUAACAAUAUUGUUUGUACUUUAUUCAAAAAUUGUCAUGUUUUUUUAUAAUGUAUACGUUAAGAUUAAAUUUUAUUUUUUUAAUAAUUAUUGUUUGCACAAGUAAUUGUGAAGAACAAUAUUGUUCUAUUGGUAGCACAGAAGAUUGUGUUGAAGAAAAAAAUAUUUAUAAAGUUUUAAAUAAACAAUAUAGUAAAUAUUAUAAUGCAAUUGAAGAAGCAGAAAAAGAUUAUAGAAUUUGUAAUAAUACUAACAAUAGUUGUUUCAAGGAUGUUAUUAUAAAUGACCUAAAACCUUUUAAAGAGAAAGGUAUAAAUAAGGAUUUAAUAGAUACUGCAAAAAUUAGAGGAACUUUUUAUCAAAUAAUACAAGGAAAAUUAUAUAGACAAAAAGAUUGUAUGUUCCCUUCAAGAUGUGCUGGAAUAGAAUACUUUCUUUUAAAACUUGCUCCUGGAUUAACAGAUAUGGACUUAGUUAUAAAUGUAAGAGAUUAUCCUCAAUCAAGUAAACAUUUUGGGGAUCCAUUACCUAUUUUUUCAUUUAGCAAGACUUCACAAUAUUAUGAUAUUACAUAUCCAGCAUGGGCAUUUUGGGAAGGUGGACCUGCAAUUUCUUUGUAUCCUCGUGGUCUUGGAAGAUGGGAUGAACAUUGUAUAUCUUUAGAUAAAGCUAGUAAUAACACAUUGUGGGAGAAAAAGGAAAAUAAAGUAUUUUUUCGAGGUUCUAGAACAAGUUCAGAGCGUGAUAAUUUAGUAUUAUUAAGUCGUAAGAAGCCAAACUUAGUAAAUGCUCAAUAUACAAAAAAUCAAGCUUGGAAGUCCAAUGAAGAUACAUUAUAUGCACCUCCAGCUUCUGAAGUUCCUUUAGAAGCACAUUGUAAAUACAAAUACUUAUUCAAUUAUCGUGGUGUUGCAGCAUCAUUCAGACAUAAACAUUUAUUUUUAUGUCGUUCUCUAGUAUUCCAUGUUGGAGAUGAAUGGAUUGAAUUUUAUUAUAAUGCAAUGAUUCCUUGGAUACACUAUAUACCUGUGUCUAAGGAUGCUAAUCAAACAGUAUUAGAAGAAAUAAUACAAUUUGCUAUAGAUAAUGAUGAAAUUUCAAAAAAAAUUGCAAAUCGUGGGAGAGAUUUUAUAUGGAAUAAUUUAAAAAUAUCUGAUGUCAUACAGUUUUGGAAAAAGCUUCUUAAAAAAUAUUCUAAACUUUUAAGAUAUAAGAUCACAUUAGAUAAAAAUUUAAUGAAAAUUGAAAGGAAGGAAAGAUCUUAAUAAAAUUUAUUACAGUAAAUAUUUAAUAUAAAUAAUUUUAUAUAUUUUUUAUUAAAAUGUCUAUUCUUUGUAAAAUAUUAACUAAUAAAAAUAAUUCGAUAAUAAUCAGAUAUUUGCUUAAUUCUUAAAAUAAGCGUUAGUUAAAACGAAUGUAUGAUUUUUUAUUGAUAUACUGUACAAUGUCAGGACAUAGCACAAUGUGGCAAGUUUCAAUAUGAAUCAUUUUAAUGCCCUGACAAAAGAUGUAACACAAAGGCCUUGUACAUUAUAUUAUAUUAUGUAUGUUAUAUUUUUGUAUUACAUACUUUACACAUUUAAAUGUUUCAAUUAUCAUCACAAUAUAAAAUUUUCAUAUAUAUAUUUAAAAAAAAAUUAUUUUUUAUUAUAAAUUUAUAACAAGUAUUAAAAAAUUGUACAAGGCUUUUUUGUGCUUUAUGCAUUCUUAAAUCCUAGAUACAUUAUUAAGUACUUAUUUAUUUAUAACAAAAUUCUGAAAACAUUUCUUAGAAUGCAAAGAAACAUUGUAAUGUCAUUAAUAUUACUAUAAAAAUAUAUAUACAUUAUGUAUUGCAAAUAUUCUAUAUAUUUUUAUUGCAAGAUUUAAUACUUUUUUCAAUUGAUUUUUUUCAUUUUUAAGUUAAACAUUUAAAGAAUAUAAAAUAUAAAAUAUAUAGAAAAAAAUGUGCUAAAAAAAUUUACAAUACAUAGUAUACAUAUAUUUUACAGUGAAUGUAUACAUACUAUAUAUUGUUGUUUUUUAUAUAAUUUUGGUUUUAAAGCAUAAUAUAGUAGAACCUCGAUUAAACAUAGUCUCGAUUAUCCAGUAUCUUCUCUUUGUUACGAAUUUAUUCUAUUUGAAAGUAAAAAAGAGUUGUUAUC